Messenger RNA from Schistocerca gregaria, 1432 nucleotides. RefSeq lists its product as uncharacterized. NCBI's taxonomy places the organism in Eukaryota, Metazoa, Arthropoda, Insecta, Orthoptera, Acrididae. The record is from RefSeq and is a predicted model, not a curated record. Bases 615 to 1415 code for a protein of 266 amino acids. Gene Ontology annotation, molecular function: ADP-ribose diphosphatase activity; NADH pyrophosphatase activity; NAD binding. The transcript is spliced from 4 exons.
CGGACUCUGGGCCUCCCCCUGAAAAAUAACCAACACGUUCGAGUCGCAUAGCAGGGACGACUUUUGUAUCCCCUCGCUCGAAUCACCCGCCCCCUGACACCGAUCCUCCGACGUCUUCCUGAUGGCACCGAUGCUGCUCUCUUCCCCUUCUUCCAUGAACUUCUUGCACAGCCGCCGAACUCUGUCUGGGCAAAUGUACCGCCAAAUGAAAAAAAAAAACGUCGCAAGCACCGAAAAUAAUUUCGAGCGAGCAAGCGCGCAUUCCCACAUUUCUGGGAAUCGCCGGGCACGACUUCGCAAGUGCGCGAUCAUCAGUGGACGUGAGUUGCCCGGCUGCGGAGGGGGGAUGUUCGCUUCGAGAUCGAAUUCCAACUGGCGAAAACGCGGAGGCGCGGAAAAGCAAAUCCAGCAAAAGCAGAGAAAAACUCAAAAAUUCGGGGACAGCGUCGAAAAAAAAACACAACACCCAAAAGAGGGGGCGGGGCGCAGACCUGAGCAGGCGCAGUCAAGCAAGGAGAAGAAAAAAAAAAAAAAGAAAAGAGCACCACAUGUGUAUAGAGACCACAUUGUCACAGGUCAACUCGAAACAGCGACACGAUCUUUAGCAACUCCCAAUGUCUCUUUCCAACGAGUCUAGUCGUAUCCUGCCAGCUCUGGAUGACAUAUUUCAGGGGAAAUGCGUCUUGCACGACCAGCUUCCAGAGUGCGAAGAAACCUUUAAGCUGAUGCUGGAAGAAUCUUUGCUUCACUGGACACAAAACAAGGUAAGAGGCGUGUGGCUGACCAUUCCCUCCGAGAAGGCCAGCUUCAUACCCAUCGCGAUUGAGAACAAAUUUGUGUUUCACCACGCGAAGCCCCAUUACGUGACUCUGACUCGGUGGCUGCCUCAAGACGAGCAGAACAAACUCCCGAACUACGCGUUCACCCACGUGGGCGUCGGCGGUUUCGUCCUCAACGAGAAGAACGAGCUACUCGUCGUCCGCGAAAAGUACGCGCACCAGACUGCCAGUUGGAAGAUCCCAGGGGGCCUAGUGGAGGCGGGAGAGAGCCUGAUUGAAGCGGCCAUCCGCGAGGUGCUCGAAGAGACGAACAUACAGACAUGCUUCAUCAGCAUCAUUGGGUUUCGGCACUGCGGCCGGGACAAAUCCGGGGACGCCGACCUCUACUUCGUCGUCCGCCUCAAGCCGACCUCCUCGUCCAUCACCAUGGACUCCAGCGAGCUCGCAGAUGCCGCGUGGAUGCCCCUGAGUGAGUAUCUGACUCACCCGUUAGUGCGCCCGUUCAGCAGAGAAAUAGCCAAAAUCUCCGCGCAGAGGGUCGCGAACGGCGACCUCGGAUCGGAGCUGAGACUGGCCGAGUUCGAAGACUGGCCGAGAGACAGUGACGAUGCGCAGAUCUAUUUAAAUCACUUUUAAUUUUACGAAAAAAAAAA